AUGAGAGACAGAGAUCCGACUCCAUCAGUCGUCGAUGGCUGCCCCGGCGAGUCCCUUCCUCUCCAUUCUGCUUCGAGUUGUCCUCUGUUCCCUCCACCGCCGAGGUCACGCUCCACUCUUUCGUCGCCGAUCACCCUCUCCCAUGGUGGCCCUUUCACUUCCGCCGCUUGCAUGUGGUUUUUGCUCAUCAGAAAUCAAGCAUCAGCAGCAAAAGCAACCUCGAUGACCCGUUCUGGUCUCCUUACACCGUCGUUGCAGAUGACGAUACGACACACCUGCGACCGUGAACUACAGGAGCAGAUCUGGAUCCCUCCUUGGUAA
Messenger RNA from Linum trigynum, 321 nucleotides. Lineage: Eukaryota; Viridiplantae; Streptophyta; Magnoliopsida; Malpighiales; Linaceae. The record is from the annotation of a GenBank genome assembly.